GAGCUGGUGCUCCGGCUGGGCUGGCCGCCGGGCGCCGGGCGCCGGGCGCAGACUGGAGCCAAGCUGGGUCUGAGGACUGUUCGGCUGGAAGGCUGCUGGAAUGGAGAGCCCCCUGGCAGACUGUGCUCAGGGUGGGCAUUUCCAUGUGGUCACUCCUCUGCUGGAGAGCUGGGCACUAUCCCAGGUGGCAGGCACGACCGUCUUCCUCAAGUGUGAGAACGUGCAGCCGGCCGGCUCCUUCAAGAUCCGGGGCAUUGGGCAUUUCUGCCAGGAGGCGGUCAAGAGGGGAUGCAGACACUUGGUGUGCUCCUCAGGGGGCAACGCAGGCUUUGCUGCUGCUUAUGCCGCUCGGAAGCUGGGCAUCCCUGCCACCAUUGUGCUCCCUGAGGGCACCUCCCCGCACGUGGUGAGGAGGCUGCAGGGGGAGGGGGCUGAAGUCCAGCUGGCUGGAAAGGUCUGGGACGAGGCCAGCCUGAAGGCACAAGAGUUGGCCAAGAGGGAUGGUUGGGUGAACGUCCCUCCCUUUGACCACCCCCUGAUCUGGGAAGGCCAUGCCAGCCUGGUGCGAGAGCUGAAGGCAGCACUGGGGACCCCACCGGGGGCCCUGGUGCUGGCAGUAGGCGGUGGAGGGCUCCUAGCUGGGGUGGCAGCUGGCCUCAUAGAGGUGGGCUGGCAGCAUGUGCCCAUCAUCACAGCAGAGACCCAAGGGGCACACUGUUUCAAUGCAGCCAUCAAGGCAGGCAAGCUAGUCACACUGCCAGACAUCACCAGUGUGGCCAAGAGCCUGGGUGCCAAGACUGUGGCCAGGAGGGCCCUGGAGUGCACGAAGGAGCUGGAGAUCUUCUCUGAGGUAGUGGACGACGCCCAGGCCGUGAGUGCCGUGCAGAAGUUCCUGGACGACGAGCGCAUGCUGGUGGAGCCUGCCUGCGGGGCAGCUCUGGCUGUCAUCUACUCAGGCCUCCUGGGGAGGCUCCAGGCUGAGGGCCGCCUGAGCCCCUCCCUGGCCUCGGUCGUGGUCAUUGUGUGUGGAGGCAACAACAUCAACAGUCAAGGGCUGCAGGCCCUGAAAGCCCAGCUGGGUCAGAGCUGAGGGCCCCUCCUCCGGACAGACACACCGGCAGGUGGCCGAGGGGCCUCUGGGCUCAUGGAUGGUGCAGCCGCCUCCUACAGGAAGCCCUCCUGCUCCCUGUGACUCCCCGCAGCCCUGGCCAAUAAACCCUUUCUGAGU
Messenger RNA from Puma concolor (puma), 1228 nucleotides. RefSeq names its product serine dehydratase like (gene SDSL). Gene Ontology annotation, molecular function: threonine deaminase activity; L-serine ammonia-lyase activity. NCBI's taxonomy places the organism in Eukaryota, Metazoa, Chordata, Mammalia, Carnivora, Felidae. The record is from RefSeq and is a predicted model, not a curated record. Gene Ontology annotation, biological process: L-threonine catabolic process; L-serine catabolic process.